Syngnathoides biaculeatus (alligator pipefish) is the source of this 2236-nucleotide messenger RNA. RefSeq lists its product as uncharacterized. Gene Ontology annotation, molecular function: oxidoreductase activity. The record is from RefSeq and is a predicted model, not a curated record. The transcript has 6 exons. NCBI's taxonomy places the organism in Eukaryota, Metazoa, Chordata, Actinopteri, Syngnathiformes, Syngnathidae. Bases 155 to 1036 code for a protein of 293 amino acids.
ACACAGCACCCAAGGCGAUUAUCUAUGUCAUGUAUAUGUCUAGGAGGUAGCCUGUCGUUUUUAUCUCCCCAACAUUCAAUUUUCACUUUUGUUACGUCUUCUUUUGAGUUUUCUGGCCCUUUAGACGAAAAGCUCAUCAAACAGCACAAUAUAGAUGAAGAUGUCCUCCUCAGCCUCCGCCACACCGUCCGUGCUACUCGACACCGGGGCUCGGAUGCCGCUUUUGGGUUUGGGGAUGUACAAACUGUGCGGAGCCGAGGCUGUGGCCCGAGCUGUGGACGCGUCCCUGGCCGCGGGCUACCGGGCCUUUGACAGCGCCGCCGUGUACGGGAAUGAAGCCGAACUGGGUCGCAGCCUGAAGGAGCUCCUGCCUAAAUAUGGAUUGACCAGGGAGGACGUGUUCAUCACCAGUAAACUGGGCCCCAAAGAUCAGGGCGAGAGGGCCAUGGACGGAGCCCUCGAAAGCCUGUCCAGACUUGGGAUGGAUUACAUCGACCUCUACCUGAUCCACUGGCCUGGCACUCAGGGUCUAGAUGUGACGGACCAGCGCAACCCAGGAAACAGAGCUAAGAGUUGGGCCGCGCUGGAGGAACUCCACGCUCAAGGGAAACUGAAGGCCAUCGGGGUGUCCAACUACACACCGGCGCACAUGAGGGAGCUCAUGGCCAGCUGCAAGGUCCGGCCCGCGGUGUUGCAGGUGGAGUUCCACCCGCUCGAAUGCCAGGCCGAGCUGAGGCGCGCGUGCCAAGAGUUCAGCGUGCGCUUCCAGGCCUACACUUCCCUGGGGAGGGGGGAGCUCCUCGCAGACCCGACGGUGGUCCAAGUGGCCGAGUCCCGCCGGCGCACGCCCGCUCAGGUGCUGCUGCGCUGGGCGGUCCAGCAGAACGUCCCGGUGCUCCCCAAGUCGUCCGACCCGCGGCGGAUCAAGGAAAACGCUGGCAUUUUCGACUUCGCGCUGAGCGACGACGACAUGGGCAGACUGUCGGCUUUGAAUCGAGGACACAAGUACUGCUGGGAUCCCUCCCAGGUGGUUUGAUGGGACUUAGCAGCGGUGGGCCCUCAGUGGGGACUUAAUACAACCACCAUGAUGUCGGAAUUAUCAAAAAUAUGGUGCCAAAUGAAAAAAAAAACAAAAAAAAAAAACAACGCAAUAUAACUGCACCCAAAUGUGCCAUGUACAUCACAUCGAGCAGUGUGCAGUUAUUAGUUAUUUCGUAAACAUGAAACAUUUCAAUAAAAUUCAUCUUAAUCGCAGAAAGGAUAAAUGUCACUUUUUUUUUUUUUUUGUCCUAAAAAUGUUUUAUUCAGGACAGCAUCUAGGAUAAGAAGUUUCACAGCUGUAGAGAAAAACACGUGUACAAAUCUCCUUUCAAAAAAACCCCAAAAAACAAAUUUUCUCCACACAGAUUCAAGUAAUACCGAGUUGCAAAACUGCACAUGCCCAAGUAUUUUUCUUUCUUUUUUUUUUUUUUAAAGUGGGGCUUGAGCAUUAUAUGAAACGGCGCGACGUGAAGUUUAAGGCGGUACACGUGCGGUGUCGCGUUCACAUCGAGUCGAAGGCAUUUUCACGAGAUUCGUCCGAUGGUGUGGGCACCGUGUAAGCACGCCGAACGCAGGUCCACGUUGUUGUCCUGACAGUAGUUCUUGGAUCACAUCAGUACUUGGAAAAAAUACAAUAAAAUUGCUGGGGGAGGGGUUUACACUGUAUUAGCAGGGGUGUCAAACUCAUUUUUAUUGCGGGCCACAUUAUUGUUACGGUUUCCAACAGAGGGCCGUUUGUUGUUGUUUUUUUUCUUCUAAACUUAGCUAAUCAAUAAAAAAAAUUGCUAGCAAUAUGUCAAUAAUUUGAAAUUUUGUUACAGAUUUUAACAACAAUCUUGGAAGUUGAUACACAUGAUUUUGCCUUCGCGGGCCACAUAAUAUCUUGAGGCGGGCCCCGUCCGGCCCCCCGGGCCUUGAGUUUGACACCGGUGCUCUAUCGCAAUUACAGUUUAUUUAUAAUUACACAACAGGGACAAUAUUGAAAAACACACAGUUGAAUGUUCAAAAAAAAAAAAAAAAGUGGGCCAAUUAGAUUGUCUUGAUUUCCAUUGGGACACGACGAUAAAAUCAUCCAAAGACAAUAAACGCACCAUUUAUCAUAUUUUUAACAAUCACAUAGAAGUCCAGGCUAUUUAUUGAUUUUUUUUUUUCCCCAAAGUGGCCAUAUAAAACCAUGUAUCGAUCCAGUGUUCAG